Molecule: messenger RNA, 1042 nt
Organism: Rhopilema esculentum
Lineage: Eukaryota; Metazoa; Cnidaria; Scyphozoa; Rhizostomeae; Rhizostomatidae
Product: protein IMPACT
Biological process (GO): regulation of translational initiation; GCN2-mediated signaling
Cellular component (GO): cytoplasm
Molecular function (GO): protein binding
Source: RefSeq, a predicted model, not a curated record
GAACUGCAAGUCAAAAUAAUAUGGCUGACAGUCCAACACAGACUGAGUUGGAGGAAGUUCGAAAAGAAGAGAUCGUCGCUCUCUCGAGUAUCUACGAAGAUGACUUUACAUUUAUUAAUGAAGAAAGCGAGUCUUUUGAAAUCAGAAUUACAUGUGAGGAUGAUUUUUGGUGGUCGUUAACCUUGAAAAUUUCGCUGCCAUUAGGUUAUCCUCAAACCGAGCCUCCCAUUCUUGAAGUGUUUGGAGAAUGUCUGACAAACGAUUGCAUUCAAAAAAUGUAUAGCGAGCUAGCAGAUAUAUGGCUAGAAAAUAUUGGCACCUCUGUCGUUUAUUUGUGGGUCGAGAAAUGUAGGGAGAUGCUAUUUGAUGCGAAGACUGUUUCUGGUUUGAGCGAAUCUGCAUCAGCAGAAAGUGACAAAAGCAGAACCACAACUGUGGAUGAUAACUAUAUGCCAGAGGUUACAAGAAAUGAUGAUGUUGAAUUGAGCCCAAAUGAAGACUUCAUCUUGCAACAAGCCAACACAAAGGAGCCAAAAACACAUGGAAACUGGAAGAAAAAAGAUAAUGAUGGUUCGCAAUUUCCUGAAAUUAUUUCUGGUGAGCCAAUAGUUGACAGAAAAAGUACAUUUCAAGCUCAUGUUGCCAAUGUAUUUACAGAAGACCAAGUCAAAGCAGUAAUUAGUCAUUUGAAGGAUAAUAGGAAGAUUGCUAGAGCUUCACACAAUAUCAUGGCAUAUCGAAUUGAGACAUCAAGAAAAGACCAUUUUCUUCAUGACUGUGAUGAUGAUGGAGAAAAUGAAGCUGGUAGUAGACUCAUGCACCUACUUGAGAUUUUAAAUGCUAAGAAUAUUGUUGUCAUUGUUAGCCGGUGGUAUGGUGGCAUUCUUUUAGGGCCUGAUAGGUUUAAACAUAUUAAUAACUGUGCUCGGGAACUUAUUGUUAGCAGUGGCAUUGCUAAUUCAGCCAGUGAACUGAAGGGUAGUUCUGUAGAUGCUAAGAAACCAAGCAAAGGAAAGUCAAAGAAAGCAAACAAGCAUUAACA